AUGCCCGGCGGAGCUACUACUGGUCAGCUCAAUCAUGUCUCCCAGGCCCUCGCCGACCACCGUCUCUCGAUGGUCGGCGCUACUGGUGCCAAGGGUCUCAUCAGGAACGCCCGUACCUUUGCCAUUGCCGUCUUUGCCUCCAUGGGUGGUCUCAUCUACGGUUACAACCAGGGCAUGUUCGGUCAGAUCUUGAGCAUGCACUCUUUCACUGAAGCCAGUGGUGUCACUGGUAUCCAGAACCCUACCCUCUCCGGUUUCCUCACUGCCAUUCUCGAGCUCGGUGCUUGGGUCGGUGUCUUGAUGAGCGGUUACGUCUCGGAUGCCGUCGGACGUAGGAAGUGUAUCGUCUUUGGUGUUGCAUGGUUCGUUCUCGGUGUCAUCAUCCAGGCCUGCACACGCGGCGGCUCCUACAACUACAUUCUCGCCGGUCGAUCCAUCACCGGUGUCGGUAUCGGUUCGCUCUCCAUGAUCCCUCUCUACAACGCCGAGCUUGCUCCUCCUGAGAUCCGUGGUUCGCUCGUUGCCCUUCAGCAGUUUGCUAUCAUCUUUGGUAUCAUGACCAGCUACUGGUUGACCUAUGGAACCCAGUACAUCGGUGGAACCGGCAUUGGGCAGAGCCGUGCCGCUUGGUUGGUCCCCACCACCAUCCAGCUUGUUCCUGCACUCAUCCUUGCCGUCGGUAUCCUCUUUCUUCCUGAAUCUCCUCGUUGGCUCAUCAACGAGGGUCGUGAGAAGGAGGCUCUCACCGUCAUUGCCGGCCUUCGUCGUCUUCCCGAGAACGAUCUUCUCGUCCAAAUGGAGUACCUCGAGGUCAAGGCCCAGAAGCUCUUCGAAGACCGUGUCUCGGUUCACGACCACCCCAACCUCCAGGAUGGCUCGCGAAGCAGCAACUUCAAGCUUGGUGUUGUCCAGUACAAGUCUCUCAUCGCCAACCCAGCCAACCUUCGCCGAACACUUGUCGCCGUCAUCAUCAUGCUGUUUCAACAAUGGACGGGAAUCAACUUCAUUAUUUACUACGCCCCUUUCAUCUUCCGACAGAUCGGUCUCGAUGGUGGCUCCAUCUCGCUCCUUGCCUCGGGUGUUGUCGGUAUUGUCACGCUUCUGGGCACUGUCCCUGCGGUCCUCUACGUCGACACUUGGGGACGCAAGCCUAUCAUGAUUGGUGGUGCCGUCAUCAUGAGUAUCUGCCACUUUGUCGUCGCCAUCAUCAUUGCUACGUGCCGUGACAACUGGCCUGCCCACAAGGCUGCUGGUUGGGUCGCCUGCUCCUUCAUCUGGAUCUUCUGCAUGACGUUUGGAUUCAGUUGGGGACCUUGUGGGUGGAUAAUAGUGGCUGAGGUCUUCCCUCUCGGUCUUCGUGCCAAAGGUGUCUCGAUCGGUAACUCUUCCAACUGGCUCAACAACUUUGCUGUUGCCAUGUCUACCCCUGACUUCAUCACUGCUGCUCCUUACGGUGUCUUCAUCUUCCUCGGCAUCAUGUGUAUCCUUGGUGUUGGCUACAUCGUCUUCUUUGUUCCCGAGACCAAGCAAAAGACUCUUGAUGAGCUUGACGCUGUCUUUGGUGACAACUCUGGUCGCUCGCAGUGGGAGGCUGGUGUGAUGCUCCAGGCCCAGCGCGACAUUGGUCUUCUUCGUCUUGCUGGUAUCGAGGAGGGAAAGACUGGCGCUGCUCAUGCAGACAGCUCUUCGGACCAUGUUGACGAGAAGCACCCUGACUCUCACUGGGACACUGAUGCCAACAAGGAGGGCACGUCCUCACUUGGACCGCCUAAGUCGCUCAGCAACAGACCCCUCUCCUCUACAUAG
Molecule: messenger RNA, 1806 nt
Organism: Ustilago hordei
Lineage: Eukaryota; Fungi; Basidiomycota; Ustilaginomycetes; Ustilaginales; Ustilaginaceae
Exons: 3
Coding region: 1-1806 (601 amino acids)
Biological process (GO): transmembrane transport; carbohydrate transport
Cellular component (GO): membrane
Molecular function (GO): carbohydrate:proton symporter activity
Source: RefSeq, a predicted model, not a curated record